This is a messenger RNA of Struthio camelus australis, 1065 nucleotides long. NCBI's taxonomy places the organism in Eukaryota, Metazoa, Chordata, Aves, Struthioniformes, Struthionidae. The record is from RefSeq and is a predicted model, not a curated record.
ACCGAGUGGGACCUGGUCUGCAGCUACCGGCAGCUGCGGCAGAUGGCCCAGUCCAUCUACAUGGCCGGGGCCCUGGUGGGCGCCCUGGCCCUGGCCAGCCUCUCAGACAGGUUCGGGCGCAAGGCCAUGCUGAUGUGGUCCUACCUGCAGCUGGGGGUGACGGGCACGUGCGCGGCCUUCGCCCCCAACUACGCGGCCUACUGCGUCUUCCGCUUUGCCAGUGGCAUGGCCCUCUCCGGCUUUGGCCUCAGCAUCGCCUGCCUGGUGGUGGAGUGGAUCCCCACGCCCUACCGUGCCAUCACCGUGGCCAUCGUCGGCUUCGCCUACACCCUGGGCCAGAUCCUGCUGGCCGGUGUUGCCUACGCCGUCCCCCACUGGCGCUGGCUGCAGCUCUCCGUCUCCCUGCCCUUCUUCUUCUUCCUCCUCUACUCCUGGUGGCUGGCUGAGUCCGCCCGCUGGCUGGUGCUGUCAGGGAAGGCCGAGAAGGCCGUGAAGGUCCUGCAGAGGGUGGCCAGGAUAAACAAGAGGAAGGAGGAAGGCGAGAAGAUCACGGCAGAGAUCCUCAAGUCCAACAUGCAGAACGAGUUGGCCACCAUGAAGUCAUCCUACACCAUCUCCGACCUGGUCCGGACCCCGGCCAUCCGGCGCAUCUUCUUCUGCCUCUCCAUCGUCUGGUUCUCCAUCAGCUUCUCCUACUACGGGCUGGCCAUGGACCUGCAAAACUUUGGGGUCAGCAUUUACCUCAUCCAGGUGAUUUUCGGCGCCGUCGACUUCCCGGCCAAAGUGCUGGUGACCGUCUCACUGAGCUACAUCGGCCGGCGGCUGACGCUCGUGGUGUCCCUCCUCUCGGCAGGGCUGGUCAUCAUUGCCAACAUCUUCGUCUCCACAGCCUUUGGGUGGUCCCCGAGCCCCAUCCCAACCUCUUCCAGCCUCCCGGGGCCGGCCCAUUCCCGGCGCUGCCCCUUCCCCGACUUCUCCCCGGGGGCCACUGUGGCCCUUGUCCCCGUGGCCACCGUGGCCCUUGGCCACCAACCAUCACCCCGCGCCGGCCUCGUCAAAAAUUAA